This is a messenger RNA of Lathyrus sativus (Indian pea), 1392 nucleotides long. The record is from the annotation of a GenBank genome assembly. Lineage: Eukaryota; Viridiplantae; Streptophyta; Magnoliopsida; Fabales; Fabaceae.
AUGCAUGGUAGAGCAGAGAUGGGAGCAGCAAACAUGUUGAAUGAAGGAGUAUCAAAGCAGUUUGAGUUUCAGCCAUUGACGACUACUACUACUACUAGUCUUCUUCAUGAUCAAUUCUCACUUCAAACUCAAUCUGAUUACCUCUUCUACCCAUCAAUAUUAUCAGCAUUGCCUCACCACUCUUCAUUCAACUUCCAGAUCCAAAAUCAUCAUCAUCAUCAUCAUUUACCACCAUCACACUUGAUCGAUUCCGAAUGGACUAACGACGAACUUCUUGCACUCUUCAAGAUCAGAUCUACCAAUGAAAAUUGCUUCCCAGAUCGCCUCACAUGGGACCAUGUCUCAAGGAAGCUUGAGGAAGUUGGGUUUAAGAAGAGUGCUGACAAGUGCAAGGAGAAGUUUGAAGAUGAGAACACAUCAUUAUUGAAGAUCAAUAAUCAUAAUGAUUUUGCUAACGAGCUUCAAAGUCUCUAUCAAACUUGUUGUGUUGAUGAACCCGAUGAACACGAAAAGACUCAACACGAAGAAGAACAUUUAAGAGAUGAGGAUAACAUUGACAUUGUAGUAAACAAACAAUGUGAUGAUAAGGUGGUGAUGGAAGAAUCAAAGCUAGACAGAAAUAGAAAGAGGAAGAGUCGUCGUCGCAAUAGAUUCAAAAUGAUGAAAUGUUUCUGCGAGGCUGUGGUUAAUAAAAUGAUGGCACAACAAGAAGAAAUACACAAUAAGCUAAUUCAAGACAUGCUCAAAAGAGAUCAAGAGAAGCUUGCCAGAGAAGAAGAAUGGAAAAAGCAAGAAACUGAAAGGAUGAACAUGAUGACACAAGAACAAGCUAUUUCAAAUCAUAGACAAGCCACCAUAAUUGAUUUCUUGAAAAAACAUCUUUCCACAAAUGAAAACAACAAUGUUAUUCUCAACAACAAAACUACAAAAGCAUGUUCUUCUUCUCAACAAUUGCACUCACAAAACCCUAGCUCAAGCGAAACAGCAUUACUAGAGGAUAAGAGAAGGUGGCCAAGAGAUGAAGUGUUGGCACUGAUAAACCUAAAGUGUACUACAAGUGUAAUAAACAGAAGAAGCAACAAGAAGGGACCUGUGUGGGAGAGAAUCUCUGAAGGGAUGUCAGAGUUGGGAUACAAGAGAAGUGCAAAGAGGUGUAAAGAGAAAUGGGAAAACAUAAACAAGUAUUUUAGAAAAACAAAGGAUGGUGUUGUGAAUAAGAGGAAAAGGAGAAUGGAUUCAAGGACUUGUCCUUAUUUUUAUCAACUAAGUUCUUUGUAUAAUAGGCAGCAGCAUGGAAAAGUGACUGCUCCUCAAAAUCAAUUAACAUUCAAUUCAACUGGUCAAGGUGAUGAUCAACAUCAACCCCUAGCUCAAUCUUAUGAUUUUUCUUAG